AUGUUUGUUGCCUUAAUUUUAGAAAUGUAUAUGAACUUCAAGUUUCUCUUGCACCCAAAAUUCGCAAUGGAUGCGUUAUCUAAGAUAAAGUCAUUCAGAAACAAUACCGUCAAAGUACACAAACCAAAGGCUAAAAUAAAAAAGCAAAGUUAUGAAGGUUUGAAAGACUUACAACCGUCAAUCAAACCUGGUCUAGAUUUGAUCUUCAUUGGGUUUAAUCCUGGAAUCGAAUCAUCCCGAUCUCAACAUCAUUAUGCUCACCAUACUAAUGCAUUUUGGAAAUUAUUCAAUGAAGCCAAAAUUCUUGAAAAAUCUCUUAGUCACCAGGGCCAGGGAAUUGACCCCAAUGACAAGUUAUUAAAGAGUCUACUUAAACAAUGUAAGGCAGAAAAUGACUUACAAUUGGUAAAGUACAACAUAGGAUUCUCAGAUCUAGUGUUGAGGUGUACCAGAGCAGCACUGGAAUUAUCUAUGGCUGAAAAGUUACAAAAUGUACCGAGACUUCUACAAGAGUUUAGGGAAGCCAAACCUAAGAAAGUAGCGAUAAUAGGGAAGGGAAUUUGGGAAGUUUUCAUUAAAUAUUUACAGGACAAAUCACCAAUUGAAUAUGGAUUACAACCUAAAUCAAUAGUUGAAAGACUAAUUGAUAUUGAUAUUGAUAUUUACGUCUUCCCCAGUACCUCGGGAUUAGUAACAUCUAUGAAUUAUCAACAGAAAUUAGCAUUAUGGCAUGGAUUAUACGAUUAA
Yamadazyma jaroonii is the source of this 747-nucleotide messenger RNA. NCBI's taxonomy places the organism in Eukaryota, Fungi, Ascomycota, Pichiomycetes, Serinales, Debaryomycetaceae. The record is from the annotation of a GenBank genome assembly.